Paramecium octaurelia is the source of this 1457-nucleotide messenger RNA. The record is from the annotation of a GenBank genome assembly. NCBI's taxonomy places the organism in Eukaryota, Ciliophora, Oligohymenophorea, Peniculida, Parameciidae.
AUGGGAAACUAUUUUAAAACUAAACCUAAACAAAAACUAGAUAGAGAAAUGGUUGAAUUUCUGAAAUCUCGUAAACUUCAACACAUUAAUGAUGUAUAGAGAUAUUUUUAAGCAGGCUAUUGAUGUUGUAAAUACUAAAUUUCCAAAUUAAAAGUAUUUAGAGUAUAGUGAUUAUUGUGAUGUAUUCAACCCAAUAUUAGAAAUUUGGACAUAACCUGUAUUUUCUCUCUUGUCUUCUAAAUCUACAUUAGAAGGGGCCAAUGAUAUUUAUGAAUCAUUAGCUGUUUUGGUAAUUAAAUGAAUUAACUUAAAGACAAUAUUUAGCGAUGAAGAAUAAGAACUUAAAUUGUAGUUCAUAUUUCAAUUAUUUGAUACUGAUAAGUCAGGUGAAAUCGAGAAGGCUGAACUAGUAGUCGCUUUAGAAACAUGCAUUUGUGGUUUAUGUAAGUUAGUCCAUUUACCUGCUCCUUCAUUAAAGGACAUUGAUUUCUAUGCAGAGCGAUUAUUUAUAGAAUUGGAUAGAGAUUACAGUAAUACUAUUUCCUUCAAUGAGUUUAAAUUGUGGAUAAUUGGAAAUUUUGAAUUAUAAGACUUUUUGUUAAAGUAUGCGCUUAUCUAAACAUAUGAAAAUGCAAGAAGGAGAUAUAAAGAGAGGAGAAUUCUUUAUGAAAACUUUUUUAUAAAUGCAGUUGGAAAUUAUAAAUGUGAAUAAUGUGAAUUGGAAUCAAUAAGACAAAUAUUUUUGAAUGAAUUCAAUAAUUAGUAGUCAGAUAUUCUGGAGUUACUUUUUAAAACUUUAUAGGAUUCUUCUAAUGCUUACUUAGACCAAAAACAGGAUGGAUGGAUUUUUAAAUAAGCAUAUUAAGAUGUAAUGAAUGCUUGGGCUGCUUUUGACGCUUCUGAUAUCAAUUGUGAUAAUGAAGUCUCUAUGUCAGAAUUGAAAUAUUUAAUCUAUGCAUAUGAAGGAGAUAAGCCAAAUUAUUAUAGAUUAUAAACUGAAAUGGAAAUCCUAGAUAUGGAUUAAUCAGGGAGAAUUACAAGAGAUGAAUGGCUUAAAUAUCUUUGUGUAAUUGAAAAAGGUAAAUAUGUAUUUAGGGGCACUUUAUAGCAUUAAUUUAAUGAAUAUGAUAAAGAUCAUAAUGGGAUGCUUUCGAUUUAAGAUAUAAAAGAAUUAUUGAUAAACUCAAUGAAAGAUCUAAGAGUCAGCUUUAAGGUAGUUAUUUUUUUGAUUUUUUAAGAAAUUAAAAUCUGAGAAAAACUUUGAAGAAAUGGUAGAUGAUUUGAUAAAUGAAAUUGUUAUUUCACUAUAAAAGGGAAAAUAAGGUCAUUAAUCAAAUUAGAUGAUUUUUGUAUUAUGUUUAUCAUUAAAUUAGCUUACUUGGAAUGAAUUUAAGUCAUUUAUGGAGAAAGCAACACUCAAGUAGGAUUAACUUCGUUAGUUUCUAGCCAAACUUUGA